UGUGGUGCGCAGGCGCGGUCAGGUAGGCGCUCUGGCCAGAGGCACCGUCGCUCCUUCCGCCGUCCCGGCAGGCCCCGCGCGGCGCCUGCGCGUUGAGUGACCUUUCCGAGUCGGCGGUUCUGAGUUGGGGCUUUCUGAGCCUCUGGUCCUUGGCCGAGAUGCUUCAGAGUCUUAUUAAGAAAGUUUGGAUCCCCAUGAAACCCUACUAUACCCAAGCUUACCAGGAGAUUUGGGUAGGAACGGGGUUGAUGGCCUACAUUGUUUAUAAAAUCAGGAGUGCUGAUAAAAGAAGUAAAGCCUUGAAAGCUUCCAGCGCCACUCCGGCUCAUGGUCAUCAUUAACCAGCUUUCCGCGGAUGGGACAUCGGCCUGGCUGUGCUCUGGGAACGUGGGACCCCGUGUUGAGAUGCCGCUGCCCUCGAGCCUGAAUAAACAUACCUGUGAGACCCA
Molecule: messenger RNA, 449 nt
Organism: Bubalus bubalis (water buffalo)
Lineage: Eukaryota; Metazoa; Chordata; Mammalia; Artiodactyla; Bovidae
Gene: ATP5MJ
Product: ATP synthase membrane subunit j
Exons: 4
Coding region: 159-341 (60 amino acids)
Cellular component (GO): mitochondrion
Source: RefSeq, a predicted model, not a curated record